Clavispora lusitaniae ATCC 42720 is the source of this 1032-nucleotide messenger RNA. RefSeq lists its product as uncharacterized. The record is from RefSeq and is a predicted model, not a curated record. NCBI's taxonomy places the organism in Eukaryota, Fungi, Ascomycota, Pichiomycetes, Serinales, Metschnikowiaceae.
AUGGGAUCUACAGUUCAGCCAACGGAAUACAAAGAGCCUUCUGAGCGGACGUCCGUUUUAGGAUUUGCAUCUUCUAUCCUUAACGGUAAUACCGUUGAAGGCGGUCUUCGGUCCUUGACUUACAAAUCCAUUUUCGCGCUGAAACUUGUGGACGAGUUAGAUUUGGUGAGAGACUGUAUUGUCAGCGACAAGCCUCAACUCACACGGAUCACAGAUACGGACACGUCUAAGAACAGGUUAGAAGCACUCCGUUCUGAGGUUUCUGAACUCAAAACCAUUAAACCAGCCAGAGAUUCAGCUGACGACCAGAAAGUUCUGCAAUUCAAUCUCCGGUUGGAUGAAGAACUCAAUCAAAACAGACUGGUGAGUGACAGUUACAGCAAUGAUGUAAAAGAAUACUACCUGCUGGUGUUUCAAAACUUGGACAUCACUUUCAGCAACAAAAGCUAUGUGAAGCACACAGUCAAAUAUCAGGGAAAGGUUGAAAGGAUGGAAGACGUUGAAGGGUUCGAUCGCUCGAUUUACGAAAGAGCACGUGAACGGCGGAUGGAGGAAGAACAUGCAAAGCAACUAGAAGAGGAAGAGCGUAAACGCCAGGAAUUAGAAGAAAAGCUUAAAGAACAAGAACGUCUCAGAGCGGAGGAACUUCAAAAAAAGGAAUUGGCUCGGCUCGAGUACGAUCGCACUGAUAACUAUGUUCUGUCAGAGGAGUAUCCCCAGAAUUCAGAAUAUUUACAGAAUGUUGGAUACACUCAAAACGCAGAGUAUUCGCAAAACCCACAACAGCAGCACACAGAAUACAAUGCAGCCCAUCAGUAUCCACCAAAUUCCCACCCAAUCAAUGGAAUGUCGCCUGUGCCUAUGCAGCAGCUUUAUAACAACGAUGGGUUGAAUGAUUCUGACGCCAUGCACCUAGAUGGAGACUCAUUGAUGACUGGCGGGGCAGACUCAUAUUCCAUGUCACCAAAUCCAGACCAAUUCACACCCAUGGCUCAAGAUUCACCCUACCUGCAAGCUCAGAGCCCUUUUUAG